AUGCGCUGUGUCCCUCGGCAUUUUUCUCCUCUCGAGCUGUCACACUGACAGCUCACGAGGAGAGGAGAGCCGGGGACAUGUACACAGAUCAUCAGGGCACUGAUGAUCAGUGUGCCCUGAUGAUCAGUGUAGCCCCAGCAGUGCCACCUGUCAGUGUCCAUCAGUGCCUUAUGUCUGUGCUCAUCAGUGCCUCGUGCCAGUGCCACAUCAGUGCCACAUAUCAGUGCCUACCAGCGCACAUCAAUGCCACAUAUCAGUGCCCAUCAGAGCUGCCUUUCAGUGUCACCCAUCAGUGCCAGUCAGUGCCA
Molecule: messenger RNA, 308 nt
Organism: Staurois parvus
Lineage: Eukaryota; Metazoa; Chordata; Amphibia; Anura; Ranidae
Source: the annotation of a GenBank genome assembly